UCUCAUCCCCCAUCUCCCACAAAUACUUCAACCUCACGCCUUCCACAAAAAUCUCCAUUAGUCUCCAAUUCGAGCUUUCUCUCUCCUCCUUUCUCUCUCUCCGGCAGUGUAUGGCAGUACAGCUUUUAUCUUAUGAAAUCUCAGACCUCUGUCUUGGGAAGCCACCGCUGAGGCCUCUCCCUGCCUCCGCCACCGUCACCGACGCGCUCUCAUUCUUUCGCCGAUGCUCCGGCGAUCCUUCGCUUAGCGUUUGGGAAGCGGCCAAGUGUAUUGGAAAGAUCUCGAUUGUGGAUGUGCUCUGUUUUAUGUGCAAGGAAGAGAAUAUCUCCAAUCCUUCCAUUGCUCUUCACUCUCCCGUCUCUCUCCUCCUUCCACACGGUCCUCCUCUUGUCAAGCAAUUGGACCCUAAUUCUAGCAUACUCGAUGCUGUAGAUUGUAUCCUCGAAGGAGCUCAGAGUCUGAUAGUACCAAGGAGGAGCCGCAACAGCGGCAGCCCAAGACAAAAGCUCUCUCAGAAAUCAUCAUACUGCUGGAUCACACAAGAAGAUAUAAUCCGCUUCAUCUUUAAUUCCAUCAACCACUUCUCUCCCGCCCCAUUUAACUCAAUCCAAUCGCUCAACAUAAUUGAGAAGAAAAUCCCAUCCGUCCAUUACGACGAGCCAGCCCUGUCUGCCCUCAGAGCAAUCAAUUCACUCUCAGGCCAAACUGCAGUGGCAGUGGUAGACGACGAGGGUAGAUUGGUUGGUGAAAUUUCACUUCACACCCUCUCUUGCUGUGACGAAACUGUUGCACCUGCGGUUGCUACCCUUUCUGCAGGCGAUCUGAUGGCUUACAUAGACUAUGGCGGUCCACCAGAAGAUCUGAAUCAGUUGGUGAAGGCAAGGUUAGAAGAGAGGAAAUUAAAUGGGUUCUUGGAGCUUUUAGAAGAUGAUCACUCAACUUCAUCAGUUUCUUCAUGUUUAAGUUCAUCAUCAUCUUCCUCUUCUGACGACGAAGUUGCUGUAAAAAGCAUGCGGUCCAGGUCAAAUUCAGGACGAUUAGCAAGGGGAACUGAACCCAUUGUUUGCCACCCAGGGAGCUCUUUGAUCGCGAUAAUGAUACAGGCAUUGUCACAUCGGUUGAAUCAUGUGUGGGUUGUCGAAGAAGAUUAUAGCUUGGUCGGAAUUGUCACGUUUACCAGUAUGUUGAAUGUUUUUCGGGAUCGUGUGAAUUCCUUUUCCUAAUUUUUUCCAUUACAACUUAUCAAACAUAAAUUAUGUCCUAUAUAGAUAACGAGAUUUAUUUUAUUGUUAUUUUUUCAUUCAUAUUUGUGCGGAGCAAGUAUGAUAUGAUAUUAUUAGCUAUGGUGCUGUUGAGGAGAAAACUGAUAUUUUUGCCAUUGCACGUUUUAUGCAGUUGAGUUUGUGUUUGUACUCUGUAAAACAUUUGUCCUCGUGUAAAACAUUUGUCCUCGUUUAAGAGGUAGCUCCAAAAUGUCAUUUUCCCUUAUGACUA
This is a messenger RNA of Spinacia oleracea (spinach), 1494 nucleotides long. Its product is annotated as CBS domain-containing protein CBSX5. The transcript has 2 exons. The coding region runs from base 111 to 1223 and encodes 370 amino acids. Gene Ontology annotation, cellular component: cytoplasm; nucleus. Lineage: Eukaryota; Viridiplantae; Streptophyta; Magnoliopsida; Caryophyllales; Amaranthaceae. The record is from RefSeq and is a predicted model, not a curated record.